GAAAUACCAUCUGUUUAUCUUUCAUUGAUCUCAGAAAGUCUUCCAAAUUGAUAUUGUACAUCAUGGCGGAUCCUGUUGGCUUUACAGCAAGCGUCAUUGGUAUUGCGACACUUGCGGUGCAACUUGGGGAUGCCCUGAGAAAAGCAGCUGAAUUUUGGGAAGCUGUUCAGGAUGCUCCUUCAGACAUUCGCCGCUUAUCUAAAGAGCUUCGACUUGUGGCUAGCGUCUUUCAUACAAUUCGAGUUGAAUAUGAAGCUGGUAGCACACCUAUAAAUUUCGAAAGCAUGGUCAAGGGCGCUCUUGAAUUAGCAAAAGACGAUAUUGAUCAACUCUCAGAGUUUAUCUCAAAGUUGUCGCGAAAUCUAUCCGUUGCCAAUGGGAGUCUCGGUAGGCAAUGGAAAAAGGUUCAAAUGGCCUUGAAAGCAAGCAAGAUAGAAAGGUUCAGGGAUAAUCUUGAGAGCGUGAAGACCACUAUGGCCUUACUACAGGGGAGCAGGCAACAGGUUUCUAUGAUCCAAGUCAAUAGCAAGCUCGAUGUUCUAACCGCGAAUAUCAGUUCUAUCGCUACAACAAACUCAUCCCACCAAAUUGCUCUUCAGACUUGAAAAGAAAUGACACAGAGCAACUUUGUGCCUUCCAGUAGUUGGAGAGGUUCUCGCGGUAGUGUUUCUAAAUCGGUUAAUCAACACAAAACGAAUUUCUUACUGGGUACUUUCAAUUUUCGAACCACUUCUACCACAUACUGGUAUAACGACGACGAUGGCAAAGAUGGUGCCAACAAUUCGACAACUACCAAGACUUUCCUGAUCGAGUUUCUAAUGGGAUUUACGACAUGUCGCAAAGGUUUGCGAUUCAUGACGACAAGCACUUUUGAUCGUUAUGCACUUGAUGUUGUUCGGCGCCGACCAAAUGAUUCAGAAAUUUUUAAACUUUGUAGAGAUGGUAGUGUUCAAGCUGUUAGGAGGUUUCUGGAUCGUGGCGAAGCAUCUAUUCAUGAUGUGAAUGAGAUAGGAGGGUCUCUUUUACAUAUAGCUGUCAUCAAUGACAACGAACAGCUUUGCGCAAUGCUUCUUGAUCUAGGAGCAGACGUAUACUGGGAGGAUGAUCAUGGCCUUUUGCCGAUAAUGCGGGCAUCGACAUCGACUUCUUUUUUUACCAUAGCCGAAGCUGUAUUUGAGUCAUGGCCGCUAUAUUUGUUGGCAGCUUCGAUCUUUCACUCUAGUAGUGAAAGCAUUUCCAUAUGGCGUUAUACUUAUCAACACAAAGCAACCCAUGCAAUCAGAGAAGAUUCUUCUAUGACUUUGCUGGCGGCUUUGGAAUCCACACGCGAUGCCGAAAGUGUCGACUUUUUGGUAGCCUGGGUUGCAGAAGAUGUAUUCGCCCUUAAGAAAAUCUCGUUAACUAGGUCCAUAAUCUUACUAAGUACAAUUGUGGAUGGGCUUCUACACUCAUGGCUCGACUCAUUAUAUACUCAUUGGUUACAUUUUGACAUUGAUCUUGAAGGAUCCUUAUUCGAGUACAAAAUCACUGUAUUUUUGAGAGAAUUGGUCAUUUCUAAUUCCCAAGACAAGUUGCACCCAAGUAAUACCGGUGUUAAAUACAUGCGAGGUGUUGAAUAUAUCAUAAUAGCUUUCGGUUGGAAUAUCGAAAUCACCAAUGCCUUCUUUCGAAAAUGGACAAAACUCUUUACAGCGUCAGGAUUCGAUGUCACUUCAUAUACUUUGGAUGGUGAUGAAAAGAGCGUCGCACCGAUCAGGUUCAAGCGUCAUUUCAUUAAUUGUUGCAGGGACAUAAAUUUUGAGAUUGUUCGGGAAGAUCAGACCGAUAGUCUUUCCCUCAACAUAACUAGUGCUACUCGGCCGGAAUUUUCACAUCUUGACCCCGUGUUCUUAUGUGAAGCUGGUCGGUUACGUCGCGAUCGAACUGGUGUAGGCCGAUGCCUCUCACAAGUCGAUGAAGCCUUCAUCGAAAAUGGAAAGUUCUGUAUGAAUAUGCCUGGACAAUGGGAAGAGCCACUGGCUCCCAACUCGGUAAUAGGACCCCGUCUCAAGUCAUGGUGUUCAAAAUGUCCUGAGGUUUGCUAUAGCAUGAUUCGUGAGCAAGACCUUACUCGGUAUGAACCAAUCACUGAGGAAGACAUCCAACGGAUUGAGGAAGAUUUUCGAAAUGGUACUUUGUAUGGCUUAAGUGAGGAGUUACCUGAAAAAUUCGGGCAAGAGUGAUAUGAGAGAAGUACUGACCUAAAUGUGACAUCUUCCGCCACUGUGCCCUCGAUCAGGAAGAAUCGAAGGUUGGAAUUAUGAUCAAGCUUCCUACCCAGCCAUGUAGAUAUAUCCUCGGGGCUAUGAAUAACAGGUUUCUUUUGCGUUUAUCUCCAGAUCAGAUGUUCAUCUUUAUUCGCGAUGAGGUGCUCAGGCGGUAUUAUUCGGGGCAUUUGUUCUCAUUUGUCGUGGGUUUGAUAGUACCUCGAAGUUUUACAAUAUUCAUAUCUCUUAGUGUUCUAGGAUGUAUUUAGCCAUUAUCAUCAAUGUUUCAUUCCGCUCGACAUAAUCUUCUCUAUCCAAAUAAGAUUAAAUAGCGAUUUUCA
Botrytis cinerea B05.10 is the source of this 2587-nucleotide messenger RNA. RefSeq lists its product as hypothetical. Bases 612 to 2222 code for a protein of 536 amino acids. NCBI's taxonomy places the organism in Eukaryota, Fungi, Ascomycota, Leotiomycetes, Helotiales, Sclerotiniaceae. The record is from RefSeq and is a predicted model, not a curated record. Gene Ontology annotation, molecular function: protein binding. The transcript has 4 exons.